Molecule: messenger RNA, 5641 nt
Organism: Gallus gallus (chicken)
Lineage: Eukaryota; Metazoa; Chordata; Aves; Galliformes; Phasianidae
Gene: SOAT1
Product: sterol O-acyltransferase 1
Exons: 16
Coding region: 1294-3348 (684 amino acids)
Biological process (GO): cholesterol efflux; cholesterol metabolic process
Cellular component (GO): endoplasmic reticulum membrane
Molecular function (GO): fatty-acyl-CoA binding; cholesterol O-acyltransferase activity; cholesterol binding
Source: RefSeq, a predicted model, not a curated record
GGCGAGCGGGGGAGGCGGGAAGAGCGGCGCGGGCGCUCCGAGGUGACGGUCCCGGGGUUGCGGGCGGCCGGCCGGCCGUUGCUUCAGCCCUGCCCCGACGCGUCGGCCCGCUCUCGGCCGCCCCGGCUGUAGGCCCGGCUGGGAAUGGGGCGGGAGGCUCCGGGAGGGGGCAGAGCUCCUCGGGGCUGGGGAGGACGAGGAGGGGAAGGAGAGGAGUCUCGUUGGUGCGGCGGUCGCUUCCGCGCGUGUUGCGGGGCGCCGCGGCUGCUGCGUGCCGGGCCGGGUGCUGCCCCCGCCGGGGCGCUGCGCUUCUCCGGUGCAGCUGCGGGCUGCCUGCCGGGGGACCCGCGCGUGGGCUGCUCCGAGGGGCGCGAGGCGGUCGUAGGCGGCGUUGCGGUGCUUGCGACGCCCCUGAGGUCUCGCUUAGCGAGGGAUGAGAUGGUCGCUCUGGGCUCAGCCCGGUGUCCCGCUGUGGUUCGGCUGUGGCAGAGGCUCCGUGGGGUGCCGCGGUGUGACGCUUCUCGGACAGAGCCCGAGCGAGGACAGAACCCUCCGUGCCAGAGCUCCUCGUUCUUACUUCCUUUCUGUUAACCUUUCAGCUGGAUGCUAACAACUCCCACGCUGCGGUGGGAAGGAAGGAGUGCUUCCUCGCCUGUUGAAGGUGGGGAGCGUGCUCUGAAUGGAGCUGGAGAGCCCGUGCCCUUCAAAGACCCACGUGGCUCACAGGACCGGUUAGGGUCAGCAGGCGGUGGAGCGGCUCUGUAGCUGCUCAGGGUGUGGGCUGUCAGUGGGUGAAUCCCUGGGGCAGCCCGGUGUGCCGGUGCUUCUCCCCUCUGCCUGUCUGUAGGGUGAUCAGAGCGAGCCAUUCCUCCCACGUGAGAGGAUUUAGGGCGUCUCAGCAGCAUAAGAGCAGAAGGGUUGAAGUGGCCGCUUUCCUAUGGUUUCCGUGUCCCGGUCCUGUGCUGUUGUAGUGGGAGGGCAGGAAGGUGGAAAAAGUCACAUUAUCACCGUGGCUGGCUUGCUUUUACAGGUGAGAGGGUUGUUCUCUGCCGUAAUGGCAGAGAGCCGAUAGAAAGGGACUCGAUCCCGCUGUGAGGUGUUGUUCUGGUGCCUGGUGCUCUGUGUUCUCCAGGUGAAGGCUUUUCUAUAAGCUCACAGCAUUGUAAUUCCUACAUCAGCCAGUUGAGAAGCUUGUUUUUGUGGUUUCCGUUUCUAUAGCAUGUAGCCUGAGCUGGCUGUGACUUCGUGACGUGGGGCUGAACAGGAGCACUGUCCCGCAAGGAAUGGUUUGUGAUGGGUCGGUGUUUCGCUUGGUGUUGCAGGAGCUUUUUCUGUGUGCUGUGUGCCCAAAGAAUGGCAGACCCUGUGCUAGAGGAACAAAUGCAGGAAGCUGACUCCUGGCACCAUAUGAUCAUAAGAGUCCGGUUUCCCUUUUGUGGAGGUGUCUGUCUCAGUUUUCUGAGGAAAUCCAUUUUUACUGACUCUCUGACUUCUUUUUUCCAGCCUAGCUGCGAUAGAUCGGGUGUUCCCCAAUGGCUGUCAGCUCUGACACUGGCUGUGGUCUUUGUCAUUGAAUCUGGUGGAGUUCAAACCAGAUUUUCUCUUCCUGUUUGUUCCCUGUUUCGCAGCACAGCCGUUGUCUGGCCAGACAAAGUACAAGGAUCCAUUGAGGAAGCUGCUUUUUCAGCAGCAAUGGCAGGUGAAGACUGUGUAAGAAAACGCCCGUCUGGCUCCACCACAACCUACAAGAGCCCCGAGAAUGAAGAGAUGCAGAGGAGACCCGAUGGCGACAGAUCCUUUCAGAACUCCAGCAAUGGCCGUGUUGAUGUGGACCAUGUGAUAACAAGGAAGAUGCAGCUAAUAGCAGAAGCUGAGCAACUGAAACCAGUUUUCAUGAAGGAGGUGGACAGUCACUUCACAGAGUUUGUGAACAGUUUGGUGGCAAAGUCAGCACUCCUGGAUUCCUCAUCUUCAGCUUCCCUCUUCCCAGCUUCCUGCUCUGAGAAGGAGCUACACAAAGCCAAGGCCUUGAGAGCCCCUCCAGAACACGGGAAGAUCUUCACUGCCAGAAGGUCCCUCUUGGAUGAGCUGUUUGAAGUGAGUCACAUCAGGACAAUCUACCACAUGUUCAUCGCCCUUCUCAUCGUCUUCAUCCUCAGCACGCUUUUAGUAGACUUCAUUGAUGAAGGAAGGCUGGUCCUUGGGUUUGAUCUCUUGGUCUACGUUUUUGGAAAGUUUCCGGUCGUCUUCUGUACUUGGCUGUGCAUGUUCUGUGCCACGGUUAUCAUUCCAUACAGCCUUUUCUCCCAGUGGGCCCAAGGUUACUGCAGUUCCUCCCAUCGUGUAAUCUACUCUCUCUUCUAUGGAACGUUGUUCACUCUCUUCCAAACGGUUGGCCUUGGGAUUGGGCCAACUUAUGUUGCUAUAUCAUAUGCCCUGCCUCCAGCUUCCCGUUUUAUUGUAAUACUGGAACAGGUUCGUCUUGUUAUGAAGGCUCACUCAUUCGUCCGUGAGAAUGUACCCAGAGUCCUGUCUUCUGUAAAGGAGAAGUCUAGCUCAGUACCUAUUCCUCGAAUUUCUCAAUACUUGUACUUCCUCUUUGCUCCCACCCUCAUCUAUAGAGACAACUAUCCCAGGAAUCCUAUGGUAAGAUGGGGCUACGUAGCUACCAAGUUUGCACAGGUGCUUGGUUCACUUUUUUAUGCCUACUACAUCUUUGUGAGGCUCUGCAUUCCUCAGUUUCGCAACAGUAGUCAAGAAACCUUUAAUCUUCGAGGGCUGGUCUUGUGCAUCUUCAACUCCAUUCUGCCAGGGGUACUGAUUCUUUUCCUGGUGUUCUUUGCCUUCCUUCACUGCUGGCUUAAUGCGUUUGCUGAGAUGAUGCGCUUUGCAGAUAGGAUGUUCUACAAGGACUGGUGGAACUCCACAUCCUAUGCAAACUACUACCGAACUUGGAACGUGGUAGUGCACGACUGGCUCUAUUACUAUGCCUACAGGGACUUCCUCUGGUUUUUUGGCAAGAAGUUCAAAGCUGCAGCUAUGCUGUCCGUCUUCACAGUAUCGGCUGCUGUGCAUGAAUAUGUUCUGAGCAUCUGCUUCGGCUUCUUCUACCCAGUUCUCUUUUGCCUGUUUAUGUGCUUUGGAAUGCUCUUUAACUUCAUCCUUAAUGACCGCCGGAAGGGGCCUAUCUGGAACGUGAUCAUGUGGACAUCCCUCUUUUUGGGCCAAGGUGUCAUCAUCUGCCUCUACAGCCAGGAGUGGUACGCCCGCCAGUACUGUCCUGCAGAAAAUCCUGCGUUCCUGGACUACUUAAAACCUCGCUCGUGGUCAUGUCACGUGCAGAUGUAAAAACUUGUAUGCUCUGGCCAUGCCAUCACAGAAGAACAGAGUUUCCUCCACGUAUUUGGACCACUGACUAAUUCACUGCGGACUUUUUCUGAGGGAAUUUUUGCCUCCUGAUUAUUUGGGAGAAACUGUAACUUUUUAAAACAGUACUGAGGCAACCCAGUUGAACUGGAUUGCACCAGGCUUCAUAGGCAGCAUCCAUUAUGUGCUGUCCCCCUUUGAGCCAUUUCCAUGCCAGUGAAACAUUAUGCUGAAGGUGGAAUCUACUGGAAUCCUACUCGUCCAGGGGUCCCCCAAGUGGCUGCUCUUCUGGGCAAUAGUCCAGUCAGAUUUGUUAGUAGCUCAUGGUUGGCUUCCGUCCAUCUUCCUCGGUCACCCCUUUGCAAUUUUUUUCUCCUUUUUGGUAAUGGGAUGUCUACAUAACUUCUAUUCUUUGUGAUCUUGUCUGUUGCUAUGCCACAGACAAGUGACGGAGCAACAAGUUAUUUGCCUCCUUGCUGUGAAAAUAGCCAAAGCAUUCCUGGAUGGCUUUGAACUGCAUUCUAUGUACGAUGGCUGCCUAGAGAUAUCAAAUGGGCAGAGGAAGAGGGUAUUUUUUUUGUGGCGUGUUGGAGAAUCAGCUCUUUCUAUGUUCAGAAGCAGGGCGCAGUGUGUGAAGUUCGUCUUUCUUUAAAUGGAAAACUUAGGUUUUCUCUGUAUUCAUUAAGUUCAUAGCUGACUUGACAGCAUUUUUUUCUUCUGAAAGCCCUUGUGACUUGAGGAAUAGAUUUUCUUGUAGCUCUUCCUUUCUGUUGCUUACAGAUAAUCAGAUUUUUUUAACACGGUUUACUUAAAAGAGCUUUUUCUUUUAAUUUGGCAGAUGCUUUAAGGUAUACGAAUUAAGGCUUUCUGUAGUGAGAAAGAUUUGAAAUACUAUGACUGAACUGUAAGAAAAUGUGAUUGACUUUACAGGUACAUAGUGCUUUCUCAUUUGAGAUGGCUGUGUUGGGUUCUUUUACCAGCAUGUCACGGUGCCCCUUGCCAGCAGGUACUGUAGCAGUCUCUAUCACUGUCAGUGGGGAAUUAGGGUUGACCCAGCAGCUGGAGUCAGAGCUGCUUUUGCAUCUGCCUGUGUCUGCUUUUGUCAGUGAGAUUUUUUUUCAGGUGAAGAUCAGUUUUCUAGGUAUUGCUGUACUACUUCUGAAGAGGUAGGACAGGUAGGACAUCUUCCCAUAGACACCGCUAAAAGGAGAAGCUUAGUGAAUUUGGUCUUUCAGUAUGUAUUUAUAACAGCAGCUAUCCUGUCUGAAUUAGGCAGAGCCCCUUCAGUUUCCUUGCUCUGUCAGAUGUUAAGCACAGAAAGGAACUUAGAUAGGAUUUGGGUAUAUAUCUGUUCAGUUUUUCUGAAAUUGCAGCUUCCAUUAUUGGAGAAGGAGGGUAACCUGCUAGUUUCUUUAACUGUUGUCACCUUGACUUUGGUCAUAGGGAUUCUCUUAAUUACUCAAAUGUUCUUAAUUGACACCUCUCAGCAACAGCUUUCCCUUACUAACCUACAGCCCAGGUAUUAAAUACCAGCAGUAUUGGACCUGUGAACCUGUCUCCCACUUAAAUGUCUUUUGGGCUUCUGUUUUUAUUAACCUGAGUCAAAAGUAAAUUCAUGAGAGCUAGGUGAUGCUUAAACUCUUCCAACUUUUGAAAUGGCUGUAAGAGGAAAUGCUGUGCUUCAGAAGGGAUGUUGUCAGGUCAAAUUUGCCAAAUUGCAGACUUGCAUGUCUCUCCUCUAAAAACAUCUCCUACCAGAACUUGUCUGAAACAGUUGAGUUGGCUGCAGAGGAAGGAGUUUGUGUAUGUAACCAAACUUGGCAGUAUUAGUAUACAAAAUCCCAAGAAUUAAAUACAUUACUUUCACCUUGUUCAGCUUAAAUACUAAGUCCUUCUUUCCCUUUCUGCUUUGAGAGGAAGGUAUAGAAGUGCAGGAGCAAGUAAACAGUCACUCUCAAAGCUUCCUUCUUUAAAACACAAGGAAAGCAUGAACAAAAGCAAACACACUCUUUGGCCAAACAGCUCUAUCACUUGCUUAAUACAGGAUAGAAUUCAGUUUAAUACUUCAGAGUUGGUGCUUGAAACAUGUAUGUACACAUAUGAUUGUACUCAAACAGUGUGAUGGUUUUGGAACUCAAUUUUUUUUCUUCUCGAUGCCUGUCUUGCUACUAUCUCAGUGUUCUGAAAAGGGAGAAAAUCCUGGCACUUUGUGCCAAGUUGUAGUGUUGCCCUUGCAGCUGGCAUUGUGUCAUAUCCCUAAUGAAAAAUAUCAGCA